Molecule: messenger RNA, 2334 nt
Organism: Paramecium sonneborni
Lineage: Eukaryota; Ciliophora; Oligohymenophorea; Peniculida; Parameciidae
Source: the annotation of a GenBank genome assembly
AUGUCAUAAAUAGGACAUGACAUUUUUAUAGGAUGCUUCAAUGAAAAUUUGAUUUUGAUCAUAAUCAGCUCAAUACUUUUCUUUUUUACAUUACGUAUUUUAUUUACUCAAUAUUUAUAGUCAUCUAUCUAAAUAUUUUUAAAUAUAACAAAAACUUUUACAUUUCCUAAGCAAUUUAGUUUUCUUUCAUUAUUUAUAGAGCCUAUUUUUUCGGUUCUACUUAACUUUGGUCUUCAUUUUAAUUACUUAAUGCAAAUUUCAAGAAAAAUCGGCCUAUGCAAAUAAUAUGUUACUUUUUAACUCUUCUAAUAUUUGUACUUGUGUAUAGUUUACAAUAUAAUGGUUUCUAAAAAUUAAGCAUGGGAAGUGAAAUAUUCUAAUGUUUUUGCUAUUUGAUUUAUUACAUAUAUUAAAACCAAAAACAAGAUGAAAAUUUAAAUCUGAUGUAAGAGAUGUUGCUGAAUGAAAUUAAAAAAAAUUGCUUUAUUAAAAUGUUUGGUAAAAAUAAAUAAUUAGCAUUUACUUAUCCUUAAACUGAUGAAACUUAAAAGUUUGAAUGUAUAGAAAAUAAUUAAUAUAUAUGUCAAUUUAAAGUUUAUAUGGAUUAAGAAUUUAGCAAUUCUCCUUCAAAUUAAAAAUCUUUCAAUAGAACAAAAAUAUUUCAUAAUACUGAUGAGUUUAUAUCUUAUUUAGAUACAUCAGAUAAUAUUGAUUGUUUAGGAAUUAAUUGGUAUUUUGCCACACUUAUAGAUUAGCAAACUAAAAUUAAAACUAAAUAUCGUAUUACUCAAUCAAAAUUAAAUAAUGAAUCAAUGGUGUUAUUUUUUAUGAGAAUAGAUCCGACCAUUUAAAAAAAAUCAUGUGAAAAAUUUUUACAAUUAAAAAAAGAUAUAUCUAAUAUUUUUACUCAUAAACUAAAAACACCUUUAAAUGCAGUUUUAGGACAUUUAACAUAAGCAUAUUAUGAUUAAGAUGUAGAUUCUUAAAUUCAAAAUAAUUAUAUAAAACCUGCUUAUAUAAAUUCGAAAUUAUAACUAUUUUAAAUUCAAGACUUGCUCGAGUAUUUAAAUUCUGAUUAAGAUAAUUACAACUUGUAAAUAUGCAAAAUUAAUUUGAAAACCCUAUUGCAGUCAUUAUAAGAGCUAAUCCAAUAACAAUGUAACAUGAAAAAUAUUCAUUUACUAUUCACUAUCAAUGAAAUGAGGUAUAUUAAAUUAGAUAAGUAAAUUAUGUACAAAUUAAUUUAGUAUCUGCAUUUACUCAGAUGUUCUAAAACUUGAAAGAAUACUUUUUAACUUACUAAAUUUAUCUUAUAGAAAUACGACUUAAAAUGGGAUAAUAUCUCUAAAUAUAACAAUCGAUAAAGAUAAUGAAGAAGCUUAAUUUACAAUAUCAGAUAGUGGAUUGGAAUUAUCUUAAUUAGAAAUAGAUGAAAUAAAUUAAUGGAUAGUUUGCAAUAAUAUCUUUAAACUUUCUAAAAAGAAACCUCAUCAUUAAUAAGAAAUGUUAACAACUUUAUCGUUAACUAGUAAAUUAGUAAAAUCUUUAAAUUAAUUCAACCUUUAGUAUUUGGAAUUAUGUUUAACAUAGAAUAUUGGUAUUGUAUAUAAGUUUAAGAUAAAUAUAAAUAGGGAUAGAUCAGCAGAAAAUUCUUAGGAAUAAUAUAGAAUUGGAUAUAUAUUAAAAUAAAGAAGUUUUAAGUAAUUACAUACUCAUCAUUAUAUAUCUUAAAAAUCUAUAUUUUCUGGAUAAGAAUAAAGUGUUCCAAUUUUAGAAGAUUCAAUAGAUGAACCAUUUGCUAAUACACCAUUAGUAGUGAAAAUGGGUAUGCCAUCAAAAAGGAAUUGGAUGUAGGAAAAAAGAUAGGAUCAAGCAUAAUAAUAAUUUUUAACACUAAAUGAUCAUGUUACAAAAUCAAUACUAAUUGUUGAUGAUGAACCAUUUAAUCAUGAUACAUUAAUUUUGAUGUUAAAAUCUAUGGGAUUUAAAAAUUUUUUAAAGGCUUUUGAUGGUUAAUAAGCAAUAAAUAUAGCUUUUGCAAAAUAGAAUGAAAUUUAAGUUGUAUUUAUGGAUCUUGAUAUGCCAAUUAUGGGUGGUAUUGCAGCAACAAAAUUUUUAGUUGAAGAAAUGAUGAAACUUAAUUUGGCUUAUUUUCCUAUAAUAGGUUGUACUGCUCAUGGAGAUGCUGAAUCUAUAGAUUUAUGUAUUUAAGCAGGUAUGCUACAUGUAGUUGUAAAACCUGUAUUUAUUAAGACUUUGAGAGAAACUUUCAAUUUAAUAUCAGAUGAUCCUUAAAAGAAGUCUUAUAAUCGUGUUGGAUCUUUGUAAUUUUGA